Messenger RNA from Emiliania huxleyi CCMP1516, 2400 nucleotides. RefSeq lists its product as hypothetical. The record is from RefSeq and is a predicted model, not a curated record. Lineage: Eukaryota; Haptophyta; Isochrysidales; Noelaerhabdaceae. Bases 1 to 2400 code for a protein of 799 amino acids. The transcript has 3 exons.
AUGGUGACGGAAUGCAGUUUCGUCCGUGCCGCCGCCCUCGACGGGCUUGCGGCGAACCUAGCCACUCUUCUCGAGUGGAGCCGGCUGCAUCACAACGACGGCAUCGGUUUCUUCCUCAUUACAAAUGGCGCUGUCUACAUCGACAACAUUGCGCCCACUGUUUGCUGCACCCAACACGAUGCGGUGCGCUGCGCGCGCUACGAGCUGAAGCUGCUCAAGACGCGUGACUUUGCCAACUUGCUCGAGUUCGUCGCCGAUGACAGUCAGUCACCCACCGCCGAUGAUUUUGCGCAGGUCGGAACUGUCCACAAGACGGUCUCUGAGAGACAGGCUGCGGUUGUGGCCGAGAUCGUCGUCUCCCAACGCGUCAUCAAGCGAAUCGACAACCUUGUCACCGAGGCGCUUCUCAAGGCCUUCUUUUCCGACGACGCACUGCGGGCCAUCUACCGCGAAAAGGCCGACAGGAUCAGUGGCGCUGGUGGCACUUCCGUUGCCCUUUUGGCUGCAAUCCGCUCCACCAUUGCUGGAGUUCGGCCGAAGCUCCAGAAGAUCGUCCUCGAGACUGUCGGCGUCAAGCCUUUUCUAGCUGCUGGUUUUGGCACUCAGAGUGGACGGGUCCACUCCGACUUUCGGCGGCGUUACCUCCGCCUCACCCGGGCCAACGAUUGGCUCGAGGACGAGCGGCUCAAUCCCACACAGCUUACUGCGCUCCUCCACAAGUUCCUCUCCGAGCUGACCAGUGCGUCUUUCCGAUCCGACGUCGACGCCGCGCUGAACGCCAUCGUCUGCGCGAUGCGCAGCGCCGUCAUCACGGACAUGGGUGAGGCCGAGGUUCUUGAGGGGGUCGGCAACGCCAAUGAGGACGCCGACACCGCUGAUUCCGAGUGCCGGUCCCUGCUCAGCGCCAUCGUCGAGGAUGUGCGAGGGCGGAGGCUGCGGCAGUGGGCGAAGCGCUUCCGCGCGCCGCCGUCGUCGGGCGACGAGUCGUCCGAAGACGACGACUUUAAGCUCCAGCUCAGCUUGUGCCGGUCUCGGGCUGACCGGCGUGAGAUGCGCUUCUGGCGCCGCUGGGAGCGCGACGGGCGCCCCGAGAUCAUUCAUCCACCGCCGCCCACGCCCGAGCAGAUCGCAGCGGGCCUCAUCGAGGAGCUGGUGUGCACGCUCGAGUACGAGGCGCGCAAGGCCGAAGUCAUCGCCGACGGCGCCACGCUGUACAACAAGAACUGCUUCCGCAUCGACGCGCAGUCGCGGCGGCAUGACGACGACGACGCUGCCUUCGUGGCGUACCCGGACGGCUCGCGGAGCUGGGUACAUCGGCCCUUCCGGACGACGUACGACCCGAACGGCGGCAACGCGCCGGCGGACCUGCUCGGCGAGAAGGAUCCGCGCCUCCUCGUCAUGCCAUGGGCGACCGACUACUGCUUCCGCGAGCCGGACGUCGUGGAGGGCGCGACUGCCGAGGAGGUCGCGCAGGAGCACCUCGAGUUCCGCCGCUGCUGCACACACGACUGGUGCUUCGAGGUCGGCGUGCCGUGCACCGUCGACGAUCCGGAGCGCGUCCUGGUCGCCGUACUCAGCGUGCAUGAGACGUGGCACAUCUCGCAGCUCGUCGAGUGCUGGCGGGAGACCCGGCACGUCUUCGGCAUCGACGCCUUUCCGCGCAGCACCGACAUCCGACCGAGCGACGCCGCCGCCUCGAGCGCAGCACCGCCGCCGCCGCCGCGCCAGCCGCGCGAGCUUGUGCUGCCCUUUUGGCGAGUGCCCGUUGGCGGCUUCCCUGACAACUGCAUCCCCCAACCGUACGACGAGUAUCUCGAGUUCAAGCAGAUCGUCGAGCCGAUCGUGCAGCGCACAGGGCGGGAUUACUUUGCCGUUUGGAACGAGCAGUACAAAGAGCAUCAGGCGCAGUCGCCGUGCCUCCGCUCUAGCCGCGACGUGCGGCUUGGGCUCGAGCAGCAGCGGCUGGCGUGCGGCCAGCACCAUCUCCGCCCCCUGCAGCCGGUGUGCGUGCGCGUGAGGCCGCGGCGAGACUCGCCAGCCACAGAGGCUAUCGCACGCGAAAAGGGCGUCUUUGCGCCUCAUCUGCCGAAUAGCGAGGCGGCCUUCAAAGCGGGGCUCUCGGCCAAGGCGCAGAAGUGGGAGCAGCGCUACGUGUGCAUCUGCGGCGCCUCGUACGAGGAGAUGCUGCUCGUCGCGCGCAGCGACGACAUCGCCCGGCAGUCGCGUGAGGUGUAUCACGAGAUCCGCAGACAGUGGAUGAUCGAGGAGGAGCGCAAGGAGCAAGAGCGAGAGGAGGCGAUUCAGCGAAAGCGCCAGAGAGUAGCAGAGCCGCCGCCAGCUGAGCACCCACUCGGACUGCCUUCUGGAUUUGACAACGGCGUAGUGCCAGACGCUGUUUAG